This is a messenger RNA of Ipomoea nil (Japanese morning glory), 1615 nucleotides long. RefSeq names its product fatty acid hydroperoxide lyase, chloroplastic. Gene Ontology annotation, biological process: sterol metabolic process. The transcript has 2 exons. The record is from RefSeq and is a predicted model, not a curated record. Lineage: Eukaryota; Viridiplantae; Streptophyta; Magnoliopsida; Solanales; Convolvulaceae. The coding region runs from base 73 to 1545 and encodes 490 amino acids. Gene Ontology annotation, molecular function: oxidoreductase activity, acting on paired donors, with incorporation or reduction of molecular oxygen; monooxygenase activity; heme binding.
GAUAACCCAGCCUAGCUUCAUUUUGGAAGACAGCUAGAGGGCAUUAUUGUCCAAAAAAAUAAAAAAUCUGCAAUGGUAUUCAGCAUGAUGAGCGCCAUCCCGCGGGGACCAUCGACACCGCCGCUAACGACAACACCAUCGCCGGCAACAUCGCUACCGGUCCGUACAAUUCCCGGCAGUCACGGGUGGCCUUUGUUAGGGCCGUUAUCAGACCGGCUGGACUAUUUCUGGUUCCAGGGCCCCAAGACCUUCUUCAAGAGCAGAAUUGAGAAGAACAAGAGCACGGUUUUCAGGACCAACGUUCCCCCCACUUUCCCUUUCUUCCUCGGCGUUAACCCCAACGUCAUCGCCGUCCUCGACGUCAAGUCUUUCUCCCACCUUUUCGAUAUGGACCUGGUGGAGAAGUCCAAUGUUCUCGUCGGAGACUUCAUGCCCAGCGUUAGCUUCACCGGCGACAUGCGGGUCUGCGCCUAUCUCGACACUUCUGAGACCAAGCACACUCAGGUCAAGAACUUUGCAGUAGACAUCUUGAAACGAAGCUCAGCUACAUGGGUUCCGACGCUUACAAGCAAGCUAGACACGAUGUGGGGAUCCAUCGACGCCGAGCUUGCAAAAUCCGGCUCCGCCGGCGUCUUAUCUCCGCUCCAAAAUUUCCUCUUCAGCUUCUUCGCCCUCACCCUCCUCGGAGCCGACGUAUCCAAGUCGCCGGAAAUCGCCAGCUCCGGCGCCAUCAUGCUCGACAAAUGGCUGGCUAUCCAGCUAGCCCCCACCGUCAAUAUCCCCGUUCUCCAACCCUUGGUAGAGAUUUUCCUCCACUCUUUCUCCUACCCUUUCUUCCUCGUCAAAGGAGAUUACCAGAAACUGGUUGAUUUCGUGGAGAAAGAGGCGUCGGAGGUGCUGAGCCGCGGCGUGACCGAGUUCCAACUCACCGAGAAAGAAGCCGUUCACAACCUCCUCUUCAUUCUCGGCUUCAACGCCUUCGGAGGGUUCUCCAUCUUUCUCCCUGUCCUCCUGGGCAAUCUCGGAGACGAGAAGAACGCGGGUAUCCAAGAAAAGCUGAGAAACGAAGUCCGGGAGAAAGCCGGCACCAACCCCGACAAUUUAAGUUUCGAGAAAAUCAAGGAAAUGGAACUCGUCCAAUCAUUCGUCUACGAAAGUCUCCGACUCAGCCCGCCGGUUCCGAGUCAGUUCGCGCGAGCCAGGAAGGAUUUCCAGCUGAGUUCUCACGACUCGGUGUACGACAUCAAGAAAGGAGAGCUCCUGUGCGGGUUUCAGCCGUUGGUUAUGGUGGACCCAAAGGUGUUCGACAAUCCUGAGGAUUUUGUGGUGGAGAGGUUUACGCAGGAGAAGGGGAAGGAGUUGUUGAACUAUUUGUAUUGGUCGAAUGGGCCGCAGACUGGGAUGCCCACUGCGGCGAACAAACAGUGCGCCGGCAAAGAUAUCGUCACUCUUACGGCUUCCUUGUUUGUGGCUUACGUUUUGCAGAGAUAUGACUCCAUUUCUGUGUCUUCUGGUUCUGUCGUAGCUGCCAAAAAGGCAAGCUAAUCUGAGUCUGGAAAAUGGAUCUGUGUACGUUAAUAUGUCUACAAAUUCAACUUUAAUUAAACGCUCCUAA